AUGGCGACGGCGGAGGCUUUCGAGGCGGCGGUGGAAGACGGGCUGCACCUAUCUAAGAGAGUGUACUUCGGCAAGGACAGGGCGGUGGCGCCGCCUAAGCCUCCGACGGUUAUGGAGAGAGCCGCCGGCCUCUCAUUCCUACCAAAAUCCCCGAUGCUCUACGCCGUGAUCAUCGACCCUGCGGUUGUGGACAAUCCAGACAUGCCGAGCUACCAGCCGCACGUGCACGGCAGGUGCGAUCCCCCGGCCCUGAUCCCGCUCCAGAUGAAUGGAGUCUCGCUCGAGGUCGAUUGCUUCCUGGACACAGCCUUUGUCACGCUGAGCGGCUCGUGGCGCGUGCACUGCGUCAUGGGCAGCCGCAGUUGUGAUUGCCGCCUCGCAGUUCCAAUGGGCGAACAGGGUUCAAUUCUAGGUGUUGAUGUUGAGUUACCCACAACAAUAUAUAGCACUCAACUUGUUGCCAUGGAGAAUGAAAAAGGAAUGGAAAAGAUCACAAAAACUGAAGAUGGAGGAUUCUUGAAAUCUCAUAUAUACACUCUCAAGAUUCCACAGGCAAGCUCACAUUUCAUUGAUGGAGGAACCAAUGUAUCGGUUAAACUGAGGUGGUCUCAAAUGUUACUGUAUCAUGAUGGAGAAUUGACCUUGAAAAUUCCAUUUAGCUUCCCCGAGUAUGUAACUCCAGCUGCAAAGAAAAUCGCUAAACGAGAAAAGAUACAGUUGGAUGUUAAUGCUGGUCCUGGGACAGAAGUUCAGUUCAGAACAACUUCUCACCCUUUAAAGGAACGACAGCGACAAGCAGGAAAGCUGGGCUUCUUAUAUGAAUCUGAAGUUCUUUCAUGGUCAAACGUUGAUUUUUUGGUUACAUAUAAUGUAUCUUCAAGUCAUAUUAUUGGUGGUGUACUAUUGAAUCCUUCAAUGGUACAUGAUGUAGAUCGUAGAAAUAUAUUCUGUUGCUACCUUUUCCCGGGAAAGCAGCAGAGUAUAAAGGUUUUCCGGAGAGAAGUGGUGUUUGUUGUUGAUAUAAGUGGAAGCAUGAAAGGCAAACCACUUGAAGAUACCAAAAAUGCCUUAUUUUCAGCAGUUGCCAAGCUUGAUUCCAAAGACUUCUUUAACGUAAUUGCAUUCAAUGGAGAAACAUACUUAUUUUCAUCAUCCAUGGAAGAAGCAACUGCCAAAGCUAUUGAAAAUGUCACUCAGUGGAUCAAUAUGAAUUUUGUAGCUGGUGGAGGCACAAAUAUUCUGCUUCCUCUAAAUCAGGCCAUUAAGAUGUUAUCUGAUAGUAGCAACUCAAUUCCUAUUGUUCUCCUUAUUACUGAUGGAGCUGUGGAAGACGAGAGACACAUUUGUGGUACCGUGAAAAGCCUGUUAACAAGCCAAAAGAAUGUUAGUCCAAGAAUAUACACACUGGGCAUAGGUACUUUCUGUAACCAUUAUUUUCUGCGGAUGCUUGCAAUGAUUGGCCGGGGGCAACAUGAUGUUGCUAGUGAUGUGGAUUCCAUUGAGGUUCGCAUAGGAGGACUAUUUGCCAGAGCAUCAUCUAUAUUUCUUGCAAAUAUUGCAUUUGAAAAUCUCAGUAACCUUGAUGAUCUUGAGGUGUUUCCUACUCAAAUUCCAGAUCUUUCAACUGAAAGCCCAUUGAUUGUGUCCGGCAGAUACCGUGGAACAUUCCCAGAGACCCUCAAGGUCAAUGGUGUCCUUGCAGAUAUGAGCAAUUUUUCUGUAGACCUGAAGGUUGAAGUGGCAAAGGAGAUGCCAAUCAGCAAGGUAGUAGCCAAGCAACAGAUUGAACUUCUUACAGCUGAGGCCUGGUAUUCUGAAAGCGAGGAACUGAUUGAGAAGAUUGCCAAAAUAAGUGUCCAGCAUGAUAUUGUUUCCGAAUACAUGAACAUGGUUUUGCUCAAGACCCAGAGAGGAAACACAAGAGCCAAUUCAACUGUUGCACAGGAGGUUCAUGUUCCCCGCAAUGUUAAUGCUCACAAGAAGGAGGACUCCAAGCCGGAGAGAGUACUAAUCCUUGGUGACAUGGGGCUUGGUUUUGGCAACCUAACGGCCACGCAUGAGAAUGUGCCUCCUGGAUCAGGUGACGUGAAGCACCCGGAUGCUGCGGAGGCUUUCGCACGAGCGGCCUCAAACUGCUGUGGGAGUGUGUGUAACCACUGCUGCUGCAUGUGCUGCAUCCAGACAUGUUCCCGGAUAAACGACCAGUGUGCCAUAGCCCUCACCCAAUUGUGUGGGGCCCUGGCGUGCCUAGGAUGUUUCGUGUGCUGUGGAGGACAUGACGGGAGUGAGGGUGUCACGCCGUUGAACUCAUCUCGCGACGUGAGGGGCGCAUAUGUCGCGGCGUGGCAGGUGUGGCGUGGCGUGAGAGGAGCAGGUGUCGCGGUGUGA
Striga hermonthica is the source of this 2388-nucleotide messenger RNA. The record is from the annotation of a GenBank genome assembly. Lineage: Eukaryota; Viridiplantae; Streptophyta; Magnoliopsida; Lamiales; Orobanchaceae.